Molecule: messenger RNA, 880 nt
Organism: Silurus meridionalis
Lineage: Eukaryota; Metazoa; Chordata; Actinopteri; Siluriformes; Siluridae
Product: alpha-ketoglutarate-dependent dioxygenase alkB homolog 7, mitochondrial-like
Exons: 4
Coding region: 116-751 (211 amino acids)
Biological process (GO): DNA damage response; fatty acid metabolic process
Cellular component (GO): mitochondrial matrix
Source: RefSeq, a predicted model, not a curated record
AUUUCAAAAUGGCGCCGACCAGGUCGCGUGAAAACGUCGGAGGAGCGCUCGUGCUUGUAAAAUAGAACAAAGCUGAGUAGAGUAAACUGUGUGUGUGUGUGUGUGUGUGGCAGUGAUGAGGUGUGUGAGAACAGUGCUGAGGCAGGUGUGUGUAACGACACACACAGGAAGUUAUAAGUGUGUGUGUGGAAGUUCACCUCUGCGCCGCGACGCCCAUGGUGGAGUUGAUGGAGGUGAAAGACACAGGGAGAAGGAGGCUUUCACUGGAGAACAUGUGGAUGAAGAACCCAGCUGGAUGUGCGGCUCUUCUGCGGUGGUUCUCUCCGCAGUUUGCGGUCAUGUUCGGGUUCUGCAGAACUUCAUCAGUGAGGAGGAGGAAGAGGCAUUUCUAAAAGAACUUGAGCCUGGACUCAGGAGGAAGAGAUAUGAAUUCGAUCACUGGGAUGAUGCGAUUCAGGGGUUCAGAGAGACCGAGCGGCUGCAGUGGGGUGGAGUGUGUACCUCGGUGCUGGAGAGACUCCGAGCUCUCGCCUUCCCCAGAGGAAGUCCAUUACUGGGUCCGGUUCACGUUCUGGACCUGGAUAAGACCGGUUUCAUCGCACCUCAUGUAGAUAGUGUGAAGUUCUGUGGCAGCACCAUCGCUGGUCUGAGUCUGCUGUCUGACAGCGUCAUGCGUCUGGUCCAUGAGGAGAACACAGCAGAUCAAGUUCAUCUGCUUCUACAGCGUCGGUCUCUACAUACUGAGAGAUGAAGCUCGGUUUAAAUUCACUCAUGAAAUCCUGAAGGAUGAGGAUUCGUUUUUCUCCGGACGGAGAAUUCCUCGGCAGCGGCGCAUCUCGGUUAUUUGUCGGAAUCUCCCACAUGGUGCUGAAUCUGGUGU